Molecule: messenger RNA, 14075 nt
Organism: Cygnus olor (mute swan)
Lineage: Eukaryota; Metazoa; Chordata; Aves; Anseriformes; Anatidae
Gene: ADORA2A
Product: adenosine A2a receptor
Exons: 3
Coding region: 7585-8895 (436 amino acids)
Biological process (GO): G protein-coupled adenosine receptor signaling pathway; adenylate cyclase-activating G protein-coupled receptor signaling pathway
Cellular component (GO): membrane
Molecular function (GO): G protein-coupled adenosine receptor activity
Source: RefSeq, a predicted model, not a curated record
GCGGUGCCUUUGCAGGGACGUUCCUGGGAGGAGAUCUUUCUCCGUUUUGAGUGUGUGGUGUAAGAGUUGUCCAGAAGCUCCUCGGUUGCCUUAAUGCUCUUUUAUGUACUGGUGUGGUAUGAGCUUGGGUAGAUUUUGAGUGCAGAUGUACUGCUGGCUUUGUUGCUAGCUUAAAAAUAGUAAAGGUGGCCGAGCACCCUCUCCCAAACUGUUUUGGGCAGAGGGGUCACAGAGGAGAAAGGAAGGGUUAACUUAAGCAACAUGACUCAUUUGGCAAAUACUAGUUAAUAGAAUUGCCUUAACUACUUAAAAUUAUUUUCCUAAGCAGAUGGUCAACUAUUAGAUAACUCUAUCUUUGGAUGUAUUUGUUUUCAGGUUUCUUAUCUGGCUGGCAAGUCUCAGACCUGUGUAACACAAGAACUGUAGUAAUUGAUAAAUCCAUUCUUCUGCAUGAGAGAAAGCAUGGCCAGCUCCUGCUGUUACAGAGGGACACCCCCCCAGGCAUAUUGCCAAAAAGAUAACAACCAACAGGCAUAUGAGAAAUAUUUAAAUUGAAUUAGACCUGUGGAAAAAAUAUCGUAUUUUGAAUUUCCAUUUUAAAAAAUCAAUAUAAAUGUAAUUGUAAUCACAAAUAGUAUGAAAACGAAAUCCUGUCUAAUGUGGCAAAUGGAUUAAAUUCUAGGAAAGCUAUGAACCUCUGAAUUUGUAGGGGAAACACAUGGGUACACACUGCAAACAUGUAUGUGUAUAUAUAAAAUAAAAAUGACCUAUUUCAGGGUACACAAAAAAAAAGGCAAGCAGACUCCUCUUUAGUGCAGUUCCUGGGACAAGUCUGCAAUUUACACACGUACAUAAUCUGUCUCUCUUUCCGUACAUAUUUUUAUACCUAAAAAACUGGAAUCAGCAUGAUCCCGUGCCAGAUCAGGGGAUGUCAGCCCAGUAAUGAUGUUUUUAGCCUCUGUCCUUCUGACAGUGGGUUCAAAAACCUCCCACCAGGUCUCCUGUAUUUGCAUUUCUAUUUCUGCUGAUAUUUUAAUAGGAUGUUUCCAUAAGGGCUGCUGGCACUAUUGCAUUUGAAUGUAAUCAACUUUUGAAAGCUAUUCAUCUUUUUGUUUAAUCUUCAAUAGUGGAUUUGAUGUUGAGCCAUGUGGUUAAGCCCUCUUAAGAACCACUGGGAAAAGCUCAGUCCAGCAGGAGGUUUGGAGGGUCUGUUGUGAAUCUUCACUCUUCCUUUCAGUUGUGUUUCUCUGAAGGAUCUGGGCUGGCCGGCCAUAUAUGUCCCCUCUGGUCUUGAGCCUGGCGGCUUUUCCAUCUGGUGUGGAUGGAAAACCCCUACCUUCACCGCUUCCUUUCUGCAUGGUGGCUGUAGAUUGUGUCAUCUUGUCUAUACACAAUGCUUAAGGUUUCACAGAUAUUUCGACCAAAACGUUUUCACUGUGCUUCAGCUCUUCACUUUGGUUUGAUGUUUCCACCCAUGUUUUUGCAUGUGAAAUGGAAUGAAGCAUUUUGUGGCUAAGCUCUGCCUGAGAGUUCUGCGCAGCUGCGAGCAUGAGGUAUUUUUUCAUCCAAAGGCUGGCAUCGGCAUCUCUCUCUUGCUGUACUGCAAAGUUUGUCCUUCACUUUGAACAGCUCUUGGAUUCUCUUCAUCCUCUGUGGAUGGUAAAUAACUCUCUAGGUCCUUCCAUGUUGUAUGCUUUCCAUCUGAAAAUAGAUGGGCUAUUGAAGCUUUUUUUUUUCUUUUUAUUUUGUUGUUGGACUCUAAGCUAAAAAACUAGAGAUCUUGAGCUGUGAUUGAAGGAAUCAGUGAGGGUUCUCACACAUCAGUGGAGAGCCAGUCAGCCCCUUUCAUCAGGGGUCUGUUACUUAGGAGCAGAAGGCUUGGUUUCAUCAUGGAUCACCUUCGGGUUUGACAUCUGGAAAUAGCAUCUGAACAGCCUUGGCAAACGACCUGCACACAACAGCACUGGUUCCUUGCCUCUCUUUUCCUUUUAAAAAGGAAGAGAAAGUUGCUUAAUGUGAUGCUCAAUGCGUCUGGAUUGUGGUUUGGUCCAUUAGGAGUAAAGAACCGGCAGCGUUUUGCCUCAGGAGGGUAAGUGGAUCCGGGCAGGUGCACUGAAGGUGGUUUAACCUCUGAAGGCUUCAGUUUCUUCUGUAGAAUCAGAAGGUGCCUCUCCCCUCACUAAGGUUGCAUCUGAGUCAGGAAUAAUUAUUGGUUGUAUUGCACUUUUUUUUCUAAAGUAAACCUCUGUAGAUCGGAAUGGCCAGAUGGCGCAUACAACUCUCAAUUAUGGAAAAUAUCCUCAGGAGGUGCUUUGAGGUCAUCUAAUCCAUGCCUCUGCCCAAAGGCAGGAUCAACUGUGCUUGUGCCUUUCCUGUGACAGCUAUUUCUCCAUCCUGCUCCUUAAGACCUGCGGUGGAGUCUCCAUGCUUUCCUGCAAUGCAGGAAACACCCUGAUGUCCAGCUUCAAUUUCCUUUGCAGUAACUCAUUUGUCCAUGGUGGGCAAACCACAGAGGAACCAGCGAAGAGAAUUUACAACUCCUUCAGCAAAUGCAGGUAGUUGUUAAGUGGCGGUUCAUAAGGGUGUGAUCUCUUUCCCUCCUCCACCUGAGUUGUGUAAGGAGCAAACCAUACGAAACAUGGCUAACUUGUGUCUGUAUGGCUGGAGGUCGGCAGUAGCGUGGGAAGGAUGGGGUAAGUAGGCUGCGCUACAUCUCCGGAUGGUGGCACGACUGCAAAGUGAGGAUAAAGUUGCUCAGAUAAACACACAGCGAUGAGCUUAUGAAAAGAACUGAUGAGCCACUAAAGGAAUGCUUUGGAAAGUUCAGAGAAAAGCCAAGCACAUCAAGAUGGCUUCUGUAAAACAUCUGUGUUCAGGGUGAUCGCUGGUGUUAGGCAAAAGUGUUAACAAAGCUUUGGCACACGUUUGAGCACAAGCGUUGUCCCUUCCUGUUCAGGACACCCGGGGUUUAAUUCAGUGCUUUAAGCAGACGUCAGUGCUGUGUGUGGCAUCUCAGUGGGGCUGGCAGAGAAUAGGACAGUACCGAAGGGAGAUACGUACCUUUCUGAAGCGAUGGCAGAGGCUCUGGUGAUGGUUUGGAGCUCUUUAGAUGUCCCUAUCCACUUACAUUUAAGCAAUCAGCUCAAACCCCGUCACUUUAUUUUGACUUGCUCUGGAGAACGGUUGCUUUUCCAUCAUUGGGCCUAUUAGUUGACUAAUUAAGAAAGAAAAAAAAAAAGGUAGAAUAAAAUACAACGAAUCUUACAGAAAUUAUAUGCAAAUGCCAUCACAAAAGAUAUACAAGAGCAGGAGUACUGGAACCUCCUUGCUCUCAAAGCAGCAGUAAAUCCAGUGCCAGGAAGGUCAGGCUUGAAAUUUUGUUUUGAGGCUAUAGCUAGUGUUAUUUUUAUUUUUAUCUAUCUCUAUAUGUUUUGAAAUGUUACCGAUUUCAAGCCCAAAUAAAAUAAGUAAUUUGCUACAACUACUGCAGUGGAAGGCAGGAUUUGAAAAGAAAUGACAGCUACAAGAUGGAUCAUGUUUAUCUUAGAUGAUAGGUCAGAGGUUGCAUGCAGCAGGCUUAUCACUAUCUGACAGGUAACAAGAUAAAGGCCAGGUGUUACAUGGGGAUGUGGAAAGACCUAAAAACAGGAAUACUGAAUACUUUCCAUGGCAUUUUUAGGGAACAUUUCCAAACAAUGCAUCUGAGACAAUGGAGAAGUUAGUGGGGGGUGAAACUUGCAGAGAUGGUUUGAGCCAGGGACAGGGGGAGGGAAAGGCUCACUUGUACAGAGGAUGAGGGAAUCUUCCUGUCCCUUGCUGCUUCAAGGAGAGGAAAGGGGGGUUUUCCUGCAGCUUUGGAGACGUGACGAAUGACAUGCUGGGCUCCUGUCUUUACGUCGAUUAGCAUUUGUGAUUACACUCAGAUCCAGGGUGGAAGGCACUCAGCCAUUCUCAGGAGGCCUCCGGUACUUGCAGAUUGGGGCUCUUUUAUCUGCCAGCCAGCUGAGAUACAGUGCUCUCUGCCUCCUGUCACAGGGACACUUGUGGCUCCUUGUUCAGCAGCUUGUCAAGGAGGGCAGGAGAGGGAUCGUUCACUCAGCUGAGCCCGAGCCAGCACCAGCUGGGGGUCAUGUCUGCAUAUCUCUCUGCACCAGAGUCCUUGUGCAUCUGAGUGAGUAAUGCUGUUGAACACAGGGAAGUGUAAUUUGGUCUCAUUUUGCGCUUUUAAUGCAUCUUUUUGUGGGUGUGAAGUUUGCACUAUUUUCCCUGUUAGAAGUAGUUUCUUUCCUUGUUUAGUAUUCAGAUCUCAAUGUGUCUGCCAUUCUUCUCCUGCUCUUGCUUCUUUGGGGUUAUUUUGGCUUGGUUUUACAAAGCCUCCUCUCGCUUCUUAUCUCUUUCUUUUUUUUCUUAUGAGGGGAGCCUGAGUGUUUCUGUUCUCCUUGUCCGUUCUGUUAUGUUGCCCUGUUAUCCACAUCUCCCUUCUCGCACCAACAAAGUCCUCUACACACUGACCCGUCAUUUCGGUUGCUGAGGUUUCCCCAGAAUAGGAUUGCCAGAUCCUGGUAUGAAUCAGUUGUUAAGGUUAAGGAGUUAAGGGAAGUAGGCCGUUAAGUAUCGUAUUCUGUGUUGAUAACAGCUUUGGUUUCAGUAUUAGAUCUGUAUACUUGGGCACAGGCUGGCAUUUUCCAUAGGAAACAUUUCCCAGGAUAAAAGACAGCUAAGUAUGUGGUUGUUUAGUACAAUCUUCAGAAGAGAGACACGUGAUUGAAAUUGAUUUGAAUAAUUACAGUUUCCACAUACGUCCAAUCCACAGAUCAGUGCCCAGGUUCAAUGGGACGGUGGAAAAUAACAUCAGACUGUCUUGGGCAGGCACCAGCACCAUUAUAGUUCCUGGAGCAUGUGCAGGGAAGCACACUGACUUUUUAAAAGUUAAGUGUUCUACAGCUUUGGUUUUGGGCAAAACUGAUCUGUGCUAAGGGUUGCCUGGUCAGGGGUUCUUUAAAAUACCCUGAUUCCAAAAAGUGCUCCCCUCUCAGAAAUCAGGCCUCUUUAGCUGCAUCUGUUAAAACUGAGGCACCUGACUUUGUCAGCUUGCUUAAAUGCUGAUCCAAACUCUGCUUGAGCAUUAUGAUGCAUUAAGGGUUGUAACAUGGGUAGACCUAGAAGAUUCAGGGGGAUUCUUUUUUUCUGGUACAUCUGUGUGGUGCCAGCUCUUCAGGAUACAAGAAGGUAAGAAGCUGUGUUUGUGGACUGAAGACUGGAAAGAGGACUCAUUGAUGGUUUUUGUUGUUUUGCUUACCCCUCUCUUGAAGGGAGAUCUUCCUUUUACUCCGUGUAGCCACCAUGCAGCUAAGCUGUGUGAUUUCAGCGAGCAAGAGGUGGACACAGUCCUCUCAGGAGACUAAAAGUCUGGGGAUGUAUGCUCUGGGUGCCUCCCUGGCUUCCAUCUCAGCUUGACUCACAUCUUUUGUAUUUGAAGUCAAAUGCUGCCGUUCCUUUUUUUGUCUAUCCUGGUUCAGCUGUUUGUGAUGGUGGUUGUAGGUUCCUUUACAGCUGGUGCUUUUUAUCGUCUCUUGUUAUGCAGAAACUGUAAAAUACCUUCUGUUCUCAUAGAAGAGAGGGACCACUUCUCAAGUGCAGUAGAGCUGUUUGUAUUGUAAUGGGCUGCUUGCUGCUGGUUGUCUUUCUGCUUCCUGUAGACAAGCAUGCUAACUCAUAAGCAGCUACCAAGCUGCUCAGUCCAGUAAAAUGUUUUAUAAAGUGAUUUAUGAAUGGCUACUGGUUCUCCAGUGCUAUGGUUUGAUGUAGAAGGAAAGAAAUUGUAGAAAUGUCAUUUUGCAUAGCAGCGUAUGCUCUCUCCACCAGAACUGGGUGUCUCUGGCCCGAGCAGUCGGAGGAGGAAGCAAGCAGAAGCAGCAGGCUGUUACUUGCCAGCGGAUGUGUUUUUACCACAGCACAAGGACUUAGGAAAUGAAGGAAGGACUUCGUCAGGGUCCUCAGAGCAUCAGCUAAACGCUGAGACUUUGGGAUCAAUGAGCAGCAACACUGGAGAGUUCUUCGUAAAUCGGAUUAUAAUCAAGGACUUGAGGGGAAAAAAAAAACAGCUUGCUUUGAGGAGUACCUCUAGAAGGGCUUGUUGUAUUGCUGGGGCUGACUGAUAGUGAAAAUGCAAGUCAUUUUGCAAGAGUGACAGAAGUGUGGUGCAAGUCAUAGCAAACAGAAGAGGGAGGGACAAGGGCCUUGAGACGUGGCCUUGAGACGUCGUCAGAGCAUCAACUCCUCCUUACCAACAGAGGAUGGCAGAGCCCUAAAAAGUCUUGAAUAGCUUUGAGACCAUGAGGCAGAAACACUAAGGGGGUGGGGAGGUGUGACACAGAGCAAACGGGGAUUAGCGAGGCAGGGUAAGCACCUUAAAAAGGAGGGAGAAAAAAAGGAAGAGGGAAAGUUGCUGGAAACAAACUAAGCAGGCAGAAAAUUUGUCAUUUGUCUGGUUUUUGGGAUGAACACAACACCGGCCUCAUCAGUUUAAAUGCUUUUUCAGUGGUAGCUGAUUGAUGAGCUGAGGUGAAACGAGCGGGGUGAAGCAUGCUGGUGCACAGCCCGGGUGUGCGAGGGUCCAGGGCACGGGAGGAAGCAGGGAGCCUGUGUCAGCCAAAACCCAGCCAGUGUUGCAGGGCACGAGGAUUGCACGUGUGAUCCCUGUGAUGGAGCCAGCAGCGAGCAGCCCAUGUAGCAGAAGUGGUCAGUGGGGAUGGGGGAGCUCCGGGGCUGCUCGGGCACCCACUUCGGCUGUUUCUGCGGGGCACGGGCCGAGUGCUGCCGCUGUGUCACGGCUCAAAACGAUAAGAGAAGGGGGUGAGCUGGGAGGAAGGAUGUGAUGGGCUGUGUGAGCAACCGAAUGGAGGCUGGGCUGCUUUUUGUGCUCUGGGUAGAUGAGUCAAACCACCUGGGUGGGAACGGAGCUUCCUGGUGGGUCCUCAGCUAUAACCCUUGCUCCGAGGGGUCAGUGAAUGAGCCACAGAUGAGAGAGCUUUGCUUGGCUCAGAGGAAACUACAGAAGAAGUCGAAUGUUUGCUUCAGCUGAAGAGAACGUUUCCCAAGUCCUGGGCAGAAGAAGGGAAAAGAGAACCAGAGGAUGUUGCUGGUAGGUGGGUAUGACAGGAAGCCAUGACUAGCAGCGUGAUUGUCAACAGGAAGCAAAAACUCCCAGCCGAUGUGACGCUGCCAUCCAGCACACUUGCUGUGUCGUGUUGCCUGCCAGACUUUGUGGCCUGGGAAGCAGUGUUUGUCUACAUGAGGUAUUCUCCUGUACAUUCAUCUGCUGGAGUUUGAAUUACUCUACAUCUGGUUAAUCUACUUGGCUGGAGUUGGCAGGCCCUGUUUUCUUCUCUUUACACCUGCUCCUGCCAAGAUCUUCAGCAGCCAUGUGGAGAAAGGUGUGAGGGUGAGCCUCCCUCGCUGGCUGGCAGCUGAGUGCUCCUCAGACCCUGGACAGCUUUGAGGUGUCUUGGCUGUUCAGUGCUCUGCAGAUAUGAACGCUGAGCUUUUCUGGCACGUUCUCACUUUGGCCUGGUCACUCUCACCAUGCUAGUACAUGGGAAAGAAGACUUCCUCUCAGACAUAGCUUACAUCAUCCUGGAACUGGUCAUUGCGGUGCUGGCCAUCCUGGGCAACAUCCUGGUCUGCUGGGCAGUCUAUUUGAAUAGCAACCUGCAGAACGUCACCAACUACUUCGUGGUGUCCCUGGCUGCUGCUGACAUUGCGGUGGGAGUGCUGGCAAUCCCCUUUGCCAUCACCAUCAGCACUGGCUUCUGUGCCUUCUUCUAUGGCUGCCUCUUCAUUGCCUGCUUCGUCCUGGUCUUGACUCAGAGCUCUAUCUUCAGCCUCCUCGCUAUCGCCAUCGACAGAAUCAUUGCGAUCCGCAUACCCCUCAGGUACAAUGGCUUGGUGACUGGCUCUCGAGCCAAAGGUAUCAUUGCCAUCUGCUGGGUGUUAUCUUUCAUCAUUGGCUUGACACCAAUGCUAGGGUGGCACAAGCGCUCCCAGAUUGAAGAGCUGGGUACUAAUAAGUCCUCUCCCAUCAACUGCAGCAACAGUAUGGUGGUGUGCCUAUUUGAGGCAGUGGUCACCAUGGAGUACAUGGUCUACUACAACUUCUUUGCCUGCGUAUUGUUGCCCCUCCUCCUCAUGUUUGGUAUCUACUUGAAAAUCUUCAUGGCAGCCCGGCGACAGCUCAAACAGAUGGAGAACAAGAUGGUACACGGGGAGCGCUCACGCUCCACUUUGCAGAAGGAAGUCCACGCAGCCAAGUCUUUAGCCAUCAUUGUUGGAUUGUUUGCAGUCUGUUGGCUUCCACUCCAUAUUAUUAACUGUUUCACCCUUUUUUGCCCUAAUUGUGCCCAUGCUCCCCUCUGGCUGAUGUAUCUGGCCAUUAUCCUGUCUCAUGCCAACUCAGUGGUAAAUCCUCUAAUUUAUGCCUACCGGAUCAGAGAGUUCCGAUACACCUUCCGCAAAAUCAUCAGCCAGCAUAUCCUGGGCAGGAAGGAGCAGUUCAAGGCAGGAACAGCCAGCAUUAGGACUUCGACCCAUGGCGGGGACGGCGAGAACGCCAGCAUACGAAUCAGUGAGUAUGCGUUAGAGGUAUACACCAAUGGAGAGAUUCACAGGGAUCCUGAAAAGCAGGACUUGAACAAAUGCAAAGCUGUCUUGGAAUGGCACCAGAAUGGGAAUGCUCUGGACAUGGAGACAAAUGGGCAUCUCCCACAUUCCUGCAGAAAUGGAAUUCUCUCAGAUGCAUGCAUGAACAGGCAGCUUCACAGCGAAGAGCUAAUCGAUGCCCAGGUGUCUUACUCGGAUCUAGAAAGCACAGCCUUCACAGCAGCUGAUGUUUCCUGAUGAGUCCUUCGAAGUCUUCCUGGUAGAAUUAUUUUAUUUUCCAUGGGUGGCCUCUGCCAUGGCAGAAAGGGAGUCUGGGGGGCGGGGGGAGAGGUGUGUAUUCAGAUUGCUGUGGAGAAAGAGGUCCUUACCCAGGACUCUUGGGAGGACCCUAAAUACUAGACUGGAGAAAAGCCAAGAGACCAUCGAAGUGGACUAAGAAAGGAGGGACACGCUACCCAUUGCUGACCUUUUCAUCAAGAGCAGUGCCAAGGUCAAAGAUGGCAUUCCAAGGUCAGCACUGGGAGACUCUCAUGAUGCAGAGCAUAUCAUAACGUUAUGCUGUACUGUGUGUCUGUGGUUGUACGUCAGUUUUGCUGUCUUUACCAACAGAAAUAAAACCAUGGCUGGAAGUAUUCGCUUAAUUGCAAGGAGCAACAGGGAGGGGCCUCCAAUUAUUUGGCCCUGAAAAAAUGGAAGGAGGAUAGCAACAUCUAUUGGUCAGGAAGGAUGCCAGCAGCUGUUUGGAGGAGGAAUUUACCUGAGAGGAACUUUGGAUACCUUCAACUAUGACAUUUUGUCUUUCAGUUUGUGUUUUUAAAGCUUACACUGCAACAGGUUGCUUGGACAUUUUUUCUUGUCUUGUUUAGAUUCCAUUAUGUUAAGUUAUAAAGAUGGGCAAGAACUCAUAUUCAUUCCCUGAGCGCUCAGUGUUCCAGAUGCACAAGACAAAUAUAACCUCAUAGCUCUCCACUCUGUCAAACAAAUAAUGAAAACAGAGACCGUAAUAUGGAGUUCCCUUAGCAAAAGGGCUGUUAGCAGGAUGUGGUGCUCGACCUUGCAGUGGGCUGUGUUACCAGGGCUGGUCAUGCCCCCAGGUGGUGUGGGGAGCUAUCAGGAGGGAGGUGUCCACAGGCCGGUGGGCACUGUCUGGCUACUGCUUUUACCCUCUGUGUCUGUGCUUGUCCUGGGAUCCCAGAAUGCAAAUUAUCUCCGUGGUCCUAAGUUUUCAUCCUCACUCAAAAUGCUGUGGGAUGGGAUUUGUUUUCUUUUUUUUUUGAGGGUAGGGGGUGGAAGGGGUAGGGGGGAGGAAGGCAACGUGGGACGGGACAUACCUAUUACUUACUUCUGGAAUCCCCAUGAGCUCUAUUUGAACACCUUUUCUCCUGUGAUUUCAGUUGUUUCCUGAUGUGCUUUACUGUGAAGCCUGAUGUGCAGAGGCCAGCAGAUCUGGGUCUGUCUGAUUAGAAGAUGCUCCUACUCUGAGGAGCUGGCAGCAAUCAGUAGUAGUGGAAAUCUGCUUAGAAACUACAGUAGUCUGUGUAAGAGGGAGGCAAAUCUUCUGCAGCAAAGGUAUGCACUGAUAUGCUUUGUUGUAGAGCAGUUUCACAGCGGUUUGGUAACUUCCUUUAUCACUUGUUAGCUCUAUCAGUAUCACUUGUGGUAGCUCAAGGAUGGCAGAGUGCCAUGCUAGCUUGUAUUCUACCUAAAUCUUGUCCAGUCUUUGUUUCAAGGACAAAUAUUCCAUGCCCAAUGCCACUAGCCUUCUGGGGAGACAGGCAAGUCCUACUAGACAUGGUCCUACAAGAAGGCUAGAAGUCUGGUAAUUCCAGGGAUCUGGACUUUUUCCAUAGCUGAAAACAUCAGAGUUAUCAGCCCACAGCCCUGGGUCCUCCUCAUGUCCCUCCACUAAUGUUUCAGAACCCAAAUAAUCUCAUUUUCAGGAAGGAAAGGGGAACUGAAUUUUGAUAUUUGGGGAAGGGCACAUUAGGUUUGUGUGUUCUCAUUUCAUGUUUAUUUUAAAUAUUGUGAAGUAUUAGAAUGAAAGUCAGUUUUAUUUGAAGAAGCUUUUCUUUUUUACCAGUCUGUCUUCAUGAAGGUGGGGAGUGGUUUAGAAUGUUGAAUGUGCUCAAGUAUGUAACUGCUCUAGGCUAGCACAAAGCUUACUGUGAGAUGGAUAAGAAGAUGUGGUUGCCACCCCCAUCCUUAGCAGGAAGACAGGCAAGUAUGAAGAACAAUAGACUCCACAGUUCAGCUGAAUCGCUGCUUUCUUGGCACGGCUUUUCCACGUAGUCUUAACGUCAGAGGAGUGGAUUAUCACUCCAGCACCGCUAACAAACACUAAGCUAUUUCUCUGUGACUGACAUUGCAGGUAGUUCCUUUGUAGGGUGUUUUGGAGUCUUGUUACUCUCGGUCUUGAUAGAAUAUUUCUGUAGGUUGUGUGCGGGAUGACUCCUCUGGCCUCCUGAAACAGCAGCAGAGGAAUUCAGUCAGAAAAGUGGGGGUCUGAACUCUUUGGGCCUCAGCUGGGAGCUGAAAUGUUUCUAAGAAUAACACAAGAUUACAUCCGGUAUUCAUGUCAAUAACAAUUAGGUCCACAAAGAAGCAGAGCAGGGAAGGAAGUGUGGGAAAAUACCGGCAUUGCUCAUGUGCUGGAACACACGCGAGUGCAGAAGUGUCUCCUGUUGAGCUUUAGUUGCCAUUGUAAAGGGAUAUUUUAUGCCAUGUUGCAUCAGACUUUCAACAGCUGAUGUAGGUUGGUUGCUUUCUAUUGUUUCCUGGGCUUCUUCGCACUCAAUUAUGGGAGUUGCUUGCUUGCUUGCCACAAGAAUCAAAUUGAUCUAUGUUGAUGUGACACACUUAAGAUUGUCUCUCUGCAAAACUUUCCUGCCCAACCGGAUCGCCAUGCUCACUUACUUUGCGUUUCCAGAUGUCUUGAAAUCAGUUUCUGUCUCACUGAUUGGUGUGCCCCCCAAGUGUGUCCAGUCCCUUUCAAUAGUAGUGAUCUAGAUGUGAAAUGAAAAGGGUAUGUGAAGGGGCCAGGGGAUGUGUGUAGGAGGAAGUGCAGUGGGUGUAAGGAGGCAGCAUGUUUUAUAUAGAAUUGGAAGUCUAGUCACAGGAAGAAAGAAUGGCCAAUUGCGCCACGUGCUGUGUGCCUUCUGGCAAACAUAUGUCUGAGAUGGACCUUCAGAAGAUGUUUCCAAAGCAGUUGUUGGAGGGGGAGCAUGAACCUUUUGAACAGAAUUUUGGAAUUCUUAUUUGUUUCCUAGGGAUCAUGAUUUCAAGGCUUCCAUUCUUUUUUUAAAAAAAGAAGUUUUAAGGUCCUAUGAAUGAAGUCUGCUCUUUUCUCCUUCUGCCAGUGCCCUCCAGUCUUAAGAAAAGUACCUCUGCCAAACCACACAGGGCAAGGAUCAUUUUAAAAAGUUAAAUAAUUUUUUCCUAACCUCCCACUCAUAUCCCCAUUUUCUUCCUAGCUGAAGAUGUAGCUAAUGAAAUAACUGUUCUCGAUAAGCAAAGACGGUAACAAGACGAAAGGAAGAAUGAGGUGACCAUCAGGAGAGGCUAGAGAAGAUCUCUUUGGGAAUCCAAGGUGCAGUGGGUCCAAAAAGGAAGAGCUGGGGUAAGAAGAGGCUAAUUUCAUUGAAUUGGAACAUGUUACUAAAAAUGGCUCACAACCCAUAGAGAGACGUGGUUCCUCAUUUGGUGUGAGGGCAUUCCAUGAAUUUCAGCAUUCCCUUGAGACUCUUAGGCUCCAGGGUUUAUUUGCUUUAUAGGGUUUUGGAGAAAGUAAAAUUCUGAUCAGUUGCCAGGAGUAAUUUUAUCAAGAGUUCUUCUUAGGUCUGUCUUCUCUAUGGGGAACUGCUUUUUGUGUGUGCAAAUGCACUUACAGCUUUGUCCUGCAGUUUCCUCUUGGAUCAGCAGUAUCUCAAAGCUCUGUGCAAGCUUGGACUGCAGCUCUUGAACAGAGCUGAGCGGGAGGAGAAAGAGGCUGAUGCUUGUUUGACAGAGGGCACUAGCAAAGGGUCAUAGUAGGACAGUUGGGGUUGCUGUAGACAGAAAGGAGUUGCCACUGGACCCAACUGGUGUUUGUGAGCUUAUUGUGCAGAUGAGCUUUGGAGUUACAUGGAGUAGCCUGAAUCUUUGAUCAUUCUUUGAAAAGAAGCUCCAGAGGAUGCUGGAGGAUGUAGGAAAGUCUCUUAAGGUGUGAGAGCAGACUGGAGUGUUAGGGUUAGAUGGGAAAUAUUGGUGGGGAAAGAGGAUUUGUAGGGUAUGUGUUUGGGAGGAUUUCGGGGGAGUGGGAAUGUGCUGGGAGGAGCUGGGGAUUGCACAGAUGGUCUCAGGGGAGUGGGGCUGGCAUGAGCCCAGGGCACGACUUGCUGAGGAACGACUCUGGAAGGGAUGUGUGGUCUCAUGGCUCCUCGGGGUCACGGCAGAGAGGCAGCCUUGCCCCAAUAUCUGCAGAGGGUUGACUUUGUCUGGUCUAUAUAUGACUGAGGUAGAGAGAUUUUUCCUGGAUUAUCUCAUUUUCAGAUGCAUUGUCUCAUUUCAUGAGUGCGUUCGGGUGUAACAAAAGCCCUUCUGCUUUCAUGAACAUGAGCAGUAACACCCCCCUCUCCCCCUCAUCAGUUCAGCUGUGUUUUGUGGGAAGGACAAGCAUGCUGUAAUUGCUGUGAUGCAUUAAAUCUGCAUGAUACUCUCUAGUGGUGUUUGGUAGGUUUAGCUGCCUAACAGUCAGUUCUCUCCUUAUCUGUUCUGGGCAUCAGACUGCUCUGAGAAAGACCAAGGAGCUUUGUCUUUCUAGCCCUGAGCUUUUGGCCUUCUUUGCAGUAAAGCACAUCAAGAGUAACUAAAAUCACACCAGUUCCUUGUUUGCAUGAGAGGUGACUGAACCUAACAGAUUGAGAAUCCCCAAAAGGGGACAGUGUUCUGUGUAACUCCCUGUCUUAUUCGUCUGCUGGGACUCUUAACACAAGCAUGCGUUGAAUUCAAGACUGGAACCUGUUGAUCUGAGAACAUCCUUUGCUUCCCUCGUUCUGUCCCAGGAGCUGGUAUUCCUGCCCCCGUCCUGUGGAGCAGUUGUCUCUGUGGUCUGUGAGUCAAAACACUAUGAACACCCUGCUGCACACGCUGUCACUAGGAAACACUCUUUUAAUUUAAAUGUUUUAUGAAUAUAGUUGUUGUUUUCCCUCGGUUUGUCAGUUACCAGUGGGAGGGGAGGGAAAGGGGUGGGAGAAUCUGUGCAUGCAUAUGUAUUUAAAGUGCGUUGACCAAAGUUGUUUUUUUUAUUUGUUUGUUUUGAAUCUGUGAAAUUUUCAUAUCUGUGAAGUCAUCAGACUGCUGGGCAGUGAGGAGCCACUGGUGCUGCUGAGUCUGUCUUGGUUACAUUUCUUAAUAAGCAUUAAAAUAAUAAAAUAUAUUUG